This is a messenger RNA of Eremothecium cymbalariae DBVPG#7215, 933 nucleotides long. RefSeq lists its product as uncharacterized. Gene Ontology annotation, cellular component: endoplasmic reticulum; plasma membrane. The coding region runs from base 1 to 933 and encodes 310 amino acids. Lineage: Eukaryota; Fungi; Ascomycota; Saccharomycetes; Saccharomycetales; Saccharomycetaceae. The transcript has a single exon. The record is from RefSeq and is a predicted model, not a curated record.
AUGGAGGACAAAGGAUUGAGCGCGGUGAUUCGUGAUGGGGAACCAUCGGUUAAUAUCCCCAGCUGGUUCGACUCUCGAUUAAGGGAGGGGGGGACCGGUUGGUUGUGGGCAGUUUUUGCGGUUUUUGGUACAUUUUCUGUUGUUUAUACGGGGUUGCUGGUCAAGGCUUCAGUGAAUGGGUCGAGCAGUCUGCGUCAUAAGUAUACGGGGCCCUUGUUGGUUGCGUUAGAGUUUACGUUUGCGUAUUUUACAUAUGCGUCGAAUCUAGGGUGGACGGGGAUUGCUGUUCCGGCCAAUGGGUCGGCCGAGGUUUGGACGCCCGAGACGGGGACGAACUGGAGACAGGUUUUUUAUUCCAAGUAUAUUGCUUGGUUUUUGGGAUUUCCUAUUGUGCAUUAUCUGUUUGAGUUCAAUGGGGUUGUCGCGGCGGCGUCUACUGCUUCGUGGUCGUUUGGGGAUUUGAUACAUUCGUUUUCUCUGAUUGUUUUGGGAACAGAGUUUUUCAUUGUUGGGUUGCUGGCAGGGUCUUUUGUUCCUACGGUGUACAAAUGGGGGUAUUGGGCUUUCUCUGCACUGGCAGUGUUAACAUCGGGUGGGAUUGCUGUCAAUCACCAUGCCAAGGUGUUGCGGACCAGCGCGCUUUUACAUCCUCCAUUGUAUGCGACGCAUAUCUCGUCGGCAUUGUACUUAGUGUGCUGGGGUCUCGCGGAGGGCACGAACAUUCUUACUCCUAACCAAGAGUCUAUAUUCUACGGCAUCUUGGAUAUGGUGGUGUUUGGGAUAAUUCCUGCAGCUUUGACAAUUCUUUCUCGUAUCAACGAGGGCAACUUGCCUUCCUGGUCUUUGUUUAAGAGGAAGAUGUUUGAUUUAGAGAAGGGUGGUGGGGCAAGGUCCGGUGAGACCAUUGAAAGUGACCAUGAGCCGGUCGAAUAA